AUUAAAAAUAAUGACUAAAUAAUGCUCACUCAAGAAUAAUAUAAGAUUCCUAGCUCUUUUGCUUUGAAUUUGAUUUAUUUUAACUACUUCUUUCAUUCUUUUCAGUAGAGUGAAGAAUGGUACAGUUAUUAUAUUAAAUGCAAAUUUCCUUUGUGAUCUGACAUGUUCGAUAACUACUACAAUAGUACAAUAUACUCCCUUAAACAUAAUGGAACAAGUGGGAAAUUAGAGAAAUUGAUGUUGGGAAAAAUUAAUAAUCCUCAUCUUGUCAGAAUUCUCACAGCUAAAACAUACCAUUAAGCUUUCAAAUAGUUUGUCAUUUUUCAAUAUUGUAUUUAGGAUAUUGCACCUUAAUUUGCACAGUAUGUUAAUUCAGUAAUUUUUAAAGAGAAAUUUCUGAAGAAUGAUAAAAUUUAUAUGUACUACAUGCGUACUCCCUGCUCAUACAGCACUUAAUGUUUCUUGAAUAAUUUGACUGUUAGUUAAUCGAAGAAUUUCUAGUCUUAUUAUAUGAAAUACUUGUGUUUACCUACUGGCAUGAUAAUCAAGUUAAUGCAUAGUAUUGUUUAAUUGCAAAAUAAAUCUGAUUUACUUUUUCUAAUUUGUAUAAAUAAAUUUUAACCUACACAUUGAAUACUUUAAUUAAAAUUUUAAGGGGUCUGUAAGAAGUUUUUUCCCCCAGCAUUAUUCAGAAUUCAGAAAAAUAUCAGCAGGAGAGAACAUUUUAAGUUUACUAAAUUACCAUUAAUUCAUUAGAAGCUUUAUAUUUUUUUCAUAGCUAUAACAGUAAUAAGGUCUAAAUAUAUCUUAAGAUACAUCACUGAAUGCUUAUUAAUAAAUAACGCCUAGUUAAAUUGUUUGGUACUUGAAACACAUACCUAGGAGUUAGUACCAGGGCCAUCCCGGUAAUCUUAAGUAACCUAUGAUGUAACUAAACUACAUUUAAUUAUUUUAGCUUCAGUUCUGGGACUAGGACAAAAAUGAGAAGAAUUCACCUCCUAGGCAUAACGCUCAUCCUUCCCUAAGCUUCAACCUUUCCUAAGCCAAAUUCUGGCAUUUCAGAAACGUUUUCAGUCUCAACCUGUAGUGUACCCAUUGUACCCAUUGCACCCUUCUCUGCAGGCUCCCAUACCUUCAGACUAGAGUCUUCCACACUGGUGAUAAUUUCAGAGGUUUUAAAUGUAGUCACUGCCCUCAGAUUUCCUAUUUCCUUCCUUGCCAUUUCCCAUCUUUCAUUCCCUUAGUGUGCAGUGGAUCUCAUCUAGGUGUUAAAAGGAAAACAAUCUGGUGGAACUAAUUUACCUUAAUCUGUAAAUGACUCAUGAGCCAAUUCUUCCCAAGUUUUUUUGCAUUUUUUAGAAACUGCGAGAGGUUGCUGUUAACUUAGAUUAUUUUAAAGUAAAAAUUUCAGGCUGUACUGGGAGGCAGGAAUUUUUGGUCUUCUACAUAAAUAAGCCAGAUUUCACUGGGAUUUUGCCCUUGAUUUCUCCCCACUCCUUGGAAGAGUCUCUCUUUGGAAUGCCAUAGACUUCAUAAAAAUGUGUGUAUUAAAAACACUAUAUGUAUCUAUGUAUGUGUAUACGUAUUUCUGCAUCAUGAGGAUUCAAGGGUAGUGUUUAUGAAUCCAUUUGAAUAUAAUGAUCAUUUAUAAUACUGAUACUUUUUAUUUGGGGAUAAUAUACUGCACUUUAAUUUAUAGGAACCAAGAGGAAAAAGAAUUAAGAUCUCUCAUGACUGAAAUUGACUUCUUAAAAUGCUGCUGUGGGGGCUAGACUGACAUGAUGUAUACCACUAACCACGUGUAUUCUUGUAAAAAAGCAUUCUUUUAUCUCUUGGAACAAUAGCCAUCUUGUUGCUUAUAAGAAAGGAAGUAUUGAGGAUGAGAGAAUGAAAAGGACUGUAGGUAAAGUAGCAGGAUGUGCUGUUACUAGACUGGACACCAGUUUACACAAGGGGCAUCCUUUUUGGAGUAUAAAAGGAAGCUGCUAAUCAGGAUCUGACUCAAAUGUUGAAUUUCAUUCAACAGAAGCCUUUAUAGAGAUGUUAUUCUAUGUUGAACACUUUGCUUGGAGCAGAGGGGCAUAAAAGAUAAAUGAGACCUAGUCUCUACUCUCAGGGAGCUUACAGCUUAAGGCAACCUGUUCUGCAGGCUGCUUGUCUGUUCCACGGCUCCUGAUGUUACAACACUUAGGAUAGCAUUUAUUUAUAGUGUUUAAGUGUGUGUGUACCUAUCUCCUGAUUGUUAACUGAUCUUCAUGAAGAACCAUUUGAGGAAAUCCAGUGUAUCUGUUUGGCACGAGCAUAGGGGCAACUUAGGAACCAGAGAGGAGGCUGGACAGGUCUGGAUGCCUAAAUAAGUAGUUUGGAUAUUUUUUCUCCAGAAAGUGGGGAAAUUUGCAUAGGUAAGUAAAGAGCCACACCUGUACUUGAGGAAGAUAAAGUUGGCAUUGCUGUGUGGGAUAUACUGAAGAUGAGGAAGCUGUUUUCAAAGUUGGGGCAGGAAGCAAGAAAACUUAGAUUAGGUACUCUUGAGACAGAGAAAGAAAAAGGGUGGUGCUGGGGCCUAAGGACAUGUAGAUUUGAGGAAGGAAGAGGAGAACAGGAAGAUGAAUGGAUGAAGAAGAUGUGGUGUGUAUACACAUAAAGAGUGGAAUACCAUUCAGCCAUAAAAAGUGAACUGAAUGGAAUUGGAGGGUAUUAUGCUAAGUGAAAUAUGUUAGACAAAGAAAGACAAAUAAGGUAUGCUAUCACUUAUAUGUGGAAUCUAAAAAAUAAAACAAAGUAGUGAAUAUAACAAAACAAACAGACUCACAGAUACAGAGAACAAACUAGUGGUUGUCAGUGAGGAAAGGGAAGUGGGAGGGGCAAGAUAGAAGGAGGGGAUUAAGAGGCACAAACUACUAUAUAUGAAAUAAAUAGGCUACAAGGAUGUAUUGUACAGCUCAGGGAUAUAGCCAGUAUUUUAUAAUAACUAUAAAUGGAGUAUAAACUUUAAAAAAUGUGAAUCACCAUGUUGUAAACCUGAAACUUAUAUAAUAUCGUACAUCAACUAUACCUCAACAAAAAACUUUUUUAAAGAUAGAAUCUCUACUUUAUUAAUCCAGGAAACUGGAAGAGUAGUGGUGCAACUGAAAGAAAUAAGAGUUGGGAAGAGUAGAUCUGGGAAUCUGGAAGAAGGGAGGAAAAUGAGAUAACAUACUUGCUUUUGGACUUACCACAUUUGAGAUGUUUAGACAGUCUCCAGCUGGUAGUUGAAAUGCUGAAUUAUCAGAAAAACAAUAUGGGCUAAUGAUUCUCAAACUUCUCAGGUACGAAGAUCACUUUUUAAAUUAAAAAAUGUUAAACCCAUCCACAGUAAUGGCCACGGCCUUACCCAGAACCCUGGGGGAGUUGCAGCUGUAUAGAAUAUUACAAAAAGCCAAUCUGCUUUCUUAUUUUGAUGCCUUUAUCCAGCAAGGUGGCGAUGAUGUCCAGCAACUCUGUGAAGCUGGAGAAGAGGAAUUUUUGGAAAUCAUGGCACUCGUGGGCAUGGCCAGCAAGCCCCUUCAUGUUAGAAGGCUACAGAAGGCUUUGAGAGACUGGGUUACAAACCCUGGCCUUUUCAAUCAGCCGCUGACAUCCCUGCCUGUUAGUAGCAUACCCAUCUAUAAAUUACCAGAGGGAUCACCAACGUGGCUGGGAAUAUCCUGCAGCAGUUAUGAAAGGAAUAGCAGCGCCCGGGAACCUCAUUUAAAAAUCCCCAAGUGUGCUGCCACCACCUGUGUGCAGAGCUUGGGACAGGGGAAAUCAGACGUGGUGGGGAGCUUAGCACUGCAGGGUAUUGGUGAGUCCAGACUCUGGCAAGGCCACCAUGCCACCGAGAGCGAGCACAGCCUCUCCCCAGCUGACCUUGGCUCCCCAGCUUCCCCAAAAGAAAGUAGCGAGGCGUUGGAUGCCGCUGCUGCGCUCUCUGUAGCUGAGUGUGUGGAGCGAAUGGCCCCCACGCUGCCGAAAAGUGACUUGAAUGAAGUGAAAGAGCUGCUAAAAACCAACAAGAAGUUGGCGAAAAUGAUUGGUCACAUCUUUGAGAUGAGUGAUGACGAUCCACACAAAGAGGAGGAAAUUCGAAAAUACAGUGCAAUAUAUGGCAGAUUUGACUCAAAGAGAAAGGAUGGGAAACAUCUCACACUUCAUGAGCUUACUGUUAAUGAAGCAGCUGCUCAGCUCUGUGUGAAGGAUAAUGCCCUGCUGACAAGAAGAGAUGAACUUUUUGCCCUGGCCAGGCAGAUUUCUCGUGAAGUCACCUAUAAAUAUACAUACAGAACCACCAAAUCAAAAUGUGGAGAAAGAGAUGAGUUAUCCCCGAAGAGAAUUAAAGUGGAGGAUGGGUUUGCAGACUUUCAGGACUCCGUGCAAACACUCUUCCAGCAGGCUAAAGCCAAGAGUGAGGAACUCGCUGCUAUUAGUUCACAGCCUGAAAAGGUGAUGGCAAAGCAGAUGGAGUUCCUCUGCACCCAAGCUGGCUACGACAGACUGCAGCAUACUGAAAGAAGACUGUCUGCAGGACUUUACAGGCAAAGCUCAGAAGAGCACAGCCCUAAUGGCUUGACUUCUGAUAACUCUGAUGGACAAGGAGAAAGGCCUUUAAAUCUCCGAAUGCCUAAUUUACAGAACAGACAACCCCAUCAUUUUGUGGUGGAUGGGGAGCUGAGUAGACAUUACUCCAGUGAGGCGAAGUCCCACUCGUCAGAGAGCCUUGGAAUUUUAAAAGACUACCCUCACUCAGCUUUUACUCUAGAAAAGAAAGUCAUCAAAACAGAGCCUGAAGAUUCAAGAUAGCUGUGAUUCUCCCACUGUUCUCUGGAAAUGGCAUCAAAUUUAAUGCUCCAUCAUAGAAAUAAGCCUUAAUAACCAAUGUUGCCUCAUUCAGCACAAACAGAUUUCAUAGCCAAAGCAUAAGGACUGAUCCUGUAGUCUGCGGAAACCAGGAAGAGAAAACUACAGCCACAGAAGAGAAAAUUGAGAGAAUGUUGCAAUCUGUAACAAAAAUAUUGAUCCACUCACAUUCCUCUGUAAGUCGUUUUAUGUGGAAAGGCUUACAAAUUAAUAUUGUAAGCAUUCAUUAUUUAAGAAUGUACAAUGUAUUUGUGUAAUUUAUAGAAGUAAAGUCUAGAUGUUGAGACCUGUUUGGUCUAAUUGGUGUGGAUACAGUUUAUUUUACUUGAAAUUUCAUUGUCUACUUUAAGUGUGCUUAGCAUAAAUAUUAUUGUAUGUCAGAGUUUAGAAUCUCAGCAGUCACAAAAAAGAAAGUUUAAGUGAUGUAGUUAUUGGCAAGGUUGCAAUGACUUUGGGAAAAUGGAAAGCAAAUAGUCAAUUUAAGCCAAGGAAAAUAUUGUAGAUUUAAUGUCUGAUGAAACUGAUUUUGUUUAACAUGAAAUGUGUCAUUUUUAAUAGUCAAAUGUCAUUUUUACUGGCUUAAUCAGGCUCAUAGUUAAUAAAUACUGAAGUAAAGUCAAAAAGAUGAGCAAUAUAGUAGAAAAUCUCUCUUACCUAAGUUGACCCAGGUUACAUUAUACGAUAGCUACUGAAGGUGUAACAAAAAUAGGAAGCUGUUACUUGGAUAGAGAACUUGAAACAGGUGGACUGAUGUGUAAAAGCUUUGACUUAACAUUGUUAUUUCAGAAUGUGUUACGUAGGUUGAGACAAAGAAAGUCAACCCUAAAUGUGAUAAGCAUGGUGUCUGUUAACAAAGGCUAUAAUAUAUAAUUGAGUAAGUACUGUUUUAUAUCCAGAAAUUCUUCUCUACUUACAGUCAGAGAAACUAGAUGGCUCUCCCUAGGGAAUGUCUCCCCACCCAGAACAUCACAAGUGCAGGACGAUCAUUGCAUCCACAUUUGCAGGCAUAUUUCUAGGGAUUUUUAGUUGACAUCUACAUUCAUUAUUUAUUUUACAAUUUCAUUUUUGUAAAAUUUUCAGAUUGUGAAUGCAGUUUUUUCUUAAAAUUCAUUUUAACUUGAAAAUAUGUUUUAAUUCUCCCUAUUUAAUUAAUGGGCUGUAUGCAUAUAUAUAUGACGGUGUGCUUAAAUGUUAAUAACAUACUUCCAUACUUACCAGAAUUUCACAUUGGAAUCCGUAGUAAAAAAAAAAACAAACAAAUACUACUUCUACCAAUUUACAGUUUUUUCUCUUGGUUUAAGAGGAGAUGUUUGACAGCUUUACCUACUUCCUCCAGAUUCAUCUAAACCCAGACAUUGCCGAGAAGAGCAUAUUGACUUGGAAUAUGUGUUUUUUUUGUUUUCAGUUCUGUUCUAGGUUAUAACUAUGUAAAAAAAUAUUAAGUUAUAAUCUGUUAUACUAAAAUUCAUCAGCCAAAUGUUAGAUGAAAUGUCUGCACUGUAGUCUCUGAUCACUGUCACAUAUAUAUUUGCUUUUUCAUUUUGAUUUGUAGAAUAGCUUUACAGUAGAAACACCAGUAAACAAUUUUAUACUAUUAAAAAGCUUUUUUCCCUUCCUAAAUGUUUUGAUUGUACCACAGUGUUUUGCCCACUGAAGAAGCUUUUUAUGGACCUUGCAACUUUGUUGCUAGCUUGAGGUUGAUUAUUGUGGUUGUAUUGUUCACUGUGUGUAGAAAUAGUAUGAGUAUGAUUUACAUAGAUUGUUCAGUUUUUAAUAUUAGCCAUAGAACUGGUUAGUAUCUCAGUAGUUUCAUGAAACGUUUCCUGUAUUCUAAUCUAUUUUGAGAAAUUUUGUGGGGUUUUUUUUUAUUGUGUCUUAUGGUUCAAGUUUGUACAUUUUAAUAAGCAACAAUUUUUAAAGAUGUGGUAAUCUUCCAACUAAUAUUUAUCUGUCUUUCAUGAUCCCACAAACUGCAUCUUUAAAUCCAUAAAUAAGUUUCCUUAAGUAUCAUACUUUUCUGGUCCUUCAUGCUUAGCGAUAAGGGGGAAGCACAAGAAAAAUUUCAGUAGAAUACAGUUUUUAUUUUGUAAACACUAAUGUAUUAAACUUGCUAUACAUUGAAACAAAUAAUAUAUAUUUUUAUUUGAAGUGUAUAUAUGAAUUGGAUGUUAUAACUAGUUGAUUUUUUUCAUUGUGUUAGAGGUAUUUUCACUGAACAAGGUCAAUUGGUUACCUCAGUAUUACAACCAAUAUAGUCCAAGGGACCAUUUCUCCCCAAGAGUGUGCUGUACUUUAUUAUGUGAAGUCUGUUUCUGUGACUCUUAAAGCUGUUGGUGAGGUGGGACGAGUGCACUUGCUUCCUGUGGCAAUAAAGACUUUCUGUGCCUCACACA
Messenger RNA from Camelus dromedarius (Arabian camel), 7268 nucleotides. It is a transcript of the gene NAB1, whose product is annotated as NGFI-A binding protein 1. Gene Ontology annotation, molecular function: transcription coregulator activity; transcription factor binding. Gene Ontology annotation, cellular component: nucleus. Gene Ontology annotation, biological process: negative regulation of DNA-templated transcription. The record is from RefSeq and is a predicted model, not a curated record. Lineage: Eukaryota; Metazoa; Chordata; Mammalia; Artiodactyla; Camelidae. The transcript is spliced from 8 exons. The coding region runs from base 3337 to 4818 and encodes 493 amino acids.